Messenger RNA from Hymenoscyphus albidus, 2391 nucleotides. The record is from the annotation of a GenBank genome assembly. Lineage: Eukaryota; Fungi; Ascomycota; Leotiomycetes; Helotiales; Helotiaceae.
AUGCUCUCAAGACAAGCUCGAGUUUCUGCCCGGCGCAUUGCUGCGAUUCCAUACGCCACCACACCGCGGGUGAGGUUUGGCACAUCUCCAGCUCUCACCUCUACCGUAUUCCGAAGAACGAUUGAUUCGAGCCCUCGAAUAAUCGGAUCUACCACCCUGCGUCGGAAUUAUGCCAAUGGCAGACCGCAACCGCCGGGUGGCGCAUAUCAAAUGAACCUUGGAGGAGGGGAACAAAAGUCGGCAUUGGAGGAAUACGGUGUUGACCUGACUGCAAGGGCGAAGGAGGGAAAACUAGACCCAGUAAUUGGUAGAGAUGCGGAGAUCCAUCGAACCAUACAGGUCCUCUCACGGCGAACGAAAAACAAUCCUGUGUUGAUUGGAAGCGCUGGUACUGGAAAGACUGCUAUUCUGGAAGGUCUUGCGUCACGGAUUGUCAAGGGAGAUGUACCGGAAAGCAUCAAGAAUAAGCGAGUAAUAUCGUUGGAUUUGGGUCAAUUAAUUGCCGGCGCAAAGUUCCGCGGAGACUUCGAAGAACGUCUCAAGAAAGUGCUGAAGGAAGUACAGGAUGCUCAGGGUUGUGUUAUACUCUUUGUGGACGAGCUACAUACUCUCCUCGGGCUCGGAAAGGGUGAGGGUAGCAUGGAUGCCAGCAAUCUCCUGAAGCCUGCACUCUCGAGGGGAGAAUUACAGUGCUGUGGUGCUACAACUUUAAACGAGUACAGAGCAAUUGAGAAAGACGUUGCUUUGGCUCGGCGAUUCCAACCUAUACAAGUUAAUGAACCAACCAUACAAGACACCAUCUCGAUACUAAGAGGUAUCAAGGAGAAAUACGAGGUACACCACGGUGUGAGAAUUACGGACGGUGCUCUUGUUGCUGCAGCUACAUAUUCCAAUCGCUACAUCACUGACCGAUUCCUACCUGAUAAAGCAAUCGAUUUGAUGGAUGAGGCAGCCAGUGCUUUAAGAUUACAACAAGAAAGCAAGCCUGAUGACAUUAUGCGAUUGGACCAAAGGAUUAUGACCAUUCAAAUUGAGCUUGAAAGUCUGCGCAAAGAGAAAGACAUUGCGAGCAAAGAGCGUCGAGAGAAGCUUGAAGCAGACCUCAAAGAGUGUCAAGACGAAGCUAAAAUGCUGACAGAAAAAUGGGAGAAGGAAAGGGCUCUAAUUGAUGGCGUCAAGAAAACCAAAGAAGAUUUGGAAAAAGCACGGAUCGAAUUGGAUCAAGCUCAGAGAGAAAACAAUUUUGGUCGAGCUGGAGAGUUGAGAUACUCAGUUAUUCCCUCGCUUGAGGCCAAACUUCCCAAAGAAGGCGAAAGUCAAAACACUCCUGAAGGCGGAUCUCUGAUACACGAUUCUGUCAAUGCAGACGAUAUUGCCGCAGUAGUAUCUCGAGUGACAGGAAUUCCAGUUACAAAACUUACAUCAGGACAUGCUGAAAAACUGAUCCAUAUGGAAGAUACUCUACGGGAAUCCGUUCGAGGACAAGACGAAGCACUUCGAGCUGUCUCCAAUGCAGUCAGAAUGCAGAGAGCAGGACUAAACGGAGAGAAUCGACCUCUGGCUUCCUUCUUUUUCCUAGGCCCAACAGGUGUCGGCAAAACCGAGCUAUGCAAAAAGAUGGCAAACUUCUUGUUCAGCACAGAAUCAGCCGUAGUACGUUUCGACAUGUCCGAAUUUCAAGAGAAACACACAAUAUCCCGCCUGAUAGGAAGCCCAGCCGGAUAUGUAGGAUAUGACGACGCAGGACAAUUAACCGAAGCUGUUCGAAGAAAACCCUACGCAGUCCUCCUUUUCGACGAAUUUGAAAAGGCACAUCGCGAUAUUUCAGCACUACUCCUCCAAGUCCUCGAUGAAGGCUUCCUAACCGACGCCCAAGGCCACAAAAUCGACUUCCGCAACACAUUAAUCGUCUUCACCUCCAACCUCGGAGCGGACAUCCUCGUCGGAAACAACCCAGAGCAUCCCUACUCCGAACAACCCGACGGCGAAAUCGCACCCACCGUCCGCCAAGCCGUUAUGGACGUCGUGCAACGAAACUACACGCCCGAAUUCCUCAACCGCAUCGACGAAUUCAUCGUCUUCAAACGCUUAUCCAUGGACGCUCUAAGAGAUAUCGUCGAUAUCCGUCUCAAAGAACUUCAGGCUCGUCUUGAUGAUCGACGGAUCGUACUCGAUGUCAAGGACGAUGUGAGGGAGUGGCUUGCAGCCAGGGGAUAUGACCCAAAGUUCGGAGCGAGACCACUAAAUCGGCUUAUUUCGAGGCAGAUUGGGAAUGGCCUUGCGGAUAAGAUUAUUCGCGGAGAGGUCAAGAGUGGUGAUAGAGCGCUGGUGAGGGUUAGUAAGGAUGCUGGGGCUUUGGAGAUUGGGACGGCGGAAUCGUUUGGAGCGUAG